UGGUUUCACAUUUGCAGCUCGCCGUCCUCUCUCGCUUCCUCCCCCGACGCCACCAGCAGCGAGCUGUUGCUCAAUUCCGGUCGGCGGCGACACCGCAGGCGGGCGUGUCUGUCUGUCUUUCUCUCUCUGGCGUCGCAGAUUCACACAGCUGGUCAGACUGAGGUUGAAUUGAGCAGCAAAAAGGAGCACGAAAGGGCGAGAGGAUGUCGUUUAUGAAAGGAGAUCUGCUUACGAGAACCAGAAAGCUCGUCAAAGGCUUGGCUAAGGCCGAGCCUGUUUGGCUCAAGGCUAUGCAACAGGCACCACCUGCAGUUUUCCCUCGUGCUGAUGAAAUCAAGAAGAUCACUCUCCCCGAGGAUGUUUAUAUUAAGAAGUUUUUCCAGAAGUAUCCGGACUCAAAACACGAGGAUGCGAUCAAGAUAUGUGGUUUCGACCCCCCUCCUGCCCGUGUCUUUGGUCAACGAGUCCUUGAGUUGAAGGAAAAUGGAGUUAGUGAGGAAGAGGCUAUCAGCGUAGCAGAUAUGGAAUACCGGCUAGAAAAGAAGGCAAAGAAGGCGGCGUACACUCGACUGAAGCAGAUUGCGAAGCUCCAAGGCAAGAGACCUCCUCCUAAUCCCUGCCCGAGUGCUAUUAAAGAGAUACAAGCAGAAGAGAGGAAGUAUGUUCUUGAUCGUUUCUUUAACCCCGAGAUCCGCAAAAUAGUCGAGAAGAUGAAAGAAGAGAAGGCAGCUGAAGCUCAGUACAGAACGGGAGGAGGUGGCUAUUAUUAGAGUUUGGAGCCAGUUCAAAGUG
Rhodamnia argentea is the source of this 792-nucleotide messenger RNA. RefSeq lists its product as uncharacterized. NCBI's taxonomy places the organism in Eukaryota, Viridiplantae, Streptophyta, Magnoliopsida, Myrtales, Myrtaceae. The record is from RefSeq and is a predicted model, not a curated record. The transcript has 5 exons. Bases 204 to 770 code for a protein of 188 amino acids.